CCUUGAAUGUAGUAGUUAUUAAAGCCAAAAAAUGUAAACAUUGCACAACUUCCAGCAAUGCUGGAAAGGAAAUAUAUAAAAAGCUGAUACAUGCUAUAUGUCAACUGAUAACCCUUAAUGUAGUUGCCUUGUUUGGAACUCGGAAAGUUUAGCAAGAUCUUACUCCAAACAUAAUCAAUCAACAUGGUAUACAAAAAAUCUUAUCGCAGUCAGAGAACUGGGAGCACAAUUAGGAAGCUACAUACAUAUUUACAGUCGACUAAUGAGGGCUUUGUCGAUUACAAAUUGAAGGACAGUUCCUUCCAACAUGAGCCUGAGAAACUUCAGAAAAUAUUCGACAGGAAAGAUCAGUUCUUCUCUGAUGGGCGGAAAAUGCCAUCCCUGUUGCUCGACAAAGAGGUUGAUCCAGAAUUGAACCACGUACCUCUAAAUUUCGAACACAGACGUGGAAAUCACGUCGUAUACUCUUUAAACAAGUAUAAAAGAUGGACUCUACCUUCUGUUGUUCAAGAAAAUAUUGAAUCCCUCUCUGAAGAAGAUUUUAGAGUUGUUUUGCAUGAAAGGAGAUCUGUGAUAGAGAAGAGAUGCAAAAGUUCCUUUAACAUCUUCAUCGGUCAAGGCAAUUGGAAUGACUGCGUGAAAUAUGUUGACAGUAAGACUCCAGUAUCAUGUGCUAGACCAGGGAGAUCAGCCGCCUCUUAUUUCUGUGACUUGAGGAGGAAAUGUAUGGAGGGAGGAAACACUGGGAAAAAGCCUUUGUCCAGAAAGAGAAUCAGGCACAAUAUGCACAGCAGGGGGGUUCAGAGGAAAUCCGAACUCCAGAGCAAGAGACCAAAAGUUGACAAUCAUUCACAUUACAACAGAUAUAUGCUACUGGAUGGAGCUGACAACAAUGAUAUGGCUGAAUUUCGAUAUGAAAUUUGUGUUCCUGGAAAAAAAACAAGCAGAUUCAAACCCAAUAGGGACUUCAGGGAAGACAGACUGUGUGACAGAGUUCAAAGAUACUUUCGAAUAAUAAAGAAAAGUAAAUCGCUAUUAAAACAAAAGAGAAUGGUCAAUGGUCAAAGACAGAACUGGCAUACAGAUAAUUGGUACAUUAGAAAAGGGUAUGAGGAUGAAUCAACGCAGGGUACCAGUGUUGGCAGCUGCUGUUCAUUAAAUAGGAAACUUUUGGUUGAAUUUGAAACUCGUCAAAAGGACCUGCUAGUCUGCACCUGCAGUUGUGCCGAGUGUGAGUAUUGUGGAGCCCAGAAUGAAGAAGAGGAAGAGGAGAGGAUGGAGAAGAGGGCUACAAUGUCUGUUGACAUCCUAGACUGUUUGAAAAAAGCGAGAUACAAUAAAAGAUCUGUAAAGACUAAAGAAAAGAAAAGGAAACUGACUGAAAAAGAUGGGGAGUUUAACAAGAAAAGCCAUAUUGUCUAUCUCAAUGACACAUCAGUGGAAAAAACUACCGCUAAAGAAGAAGAGGAUUCAGAUAACUCAAACAGUGCUCCACUUUCUGAAUCCACUGCAGAAGAUGUCCAAAUGCCAAACUUUGUGAAGUGUUUCUUAAGGAGGUCUGAAAUUGAAGACAUUUUGAGGCAAACUCCAGGCAUUAGCUCAACAAGUUCCUAUCCAAUGGUUUAUCUUUUCCCAUUGAACAAGUCCGUCAAAUACGAUGAAAAUGAAAAUGUUAGCAACCUGGAAUGGGGUCAUAAUACCAUGAAUGGAGAUGUUCCAGCCCUGGAGAUCCAGGAGACUUUUGGUUCCACAUUUUCUCCACCAGGGCAGGACAUUGCAGAGUACAGAUUGAGGAUCGUUGGCAACCAACAACUUUACAAUACGGAGAAAGCCAAUGAAAAACUGGCUCAACUUCUGACGCCUCAGGAGGAGUACUUGAUGAUUCAGUCAGCUUCAGCAGUAUUCCAGUCUGCCCAGGAUGCAGCUCAGCAACACAGUACAGACAAAUCAAUUUUAACAAAAGAUCCUCAUAAACUUUGCCAAAUGAAGUCAGCGUUUGAUUGGCUCCCGAGGCUUACUUAUAGUGUGACAACAAUUCAACUAGCUUCCUUGGAAAAUGUAACGUCAACUUCCUUUUUCAGAGAGGUCCAGAUAGAAUGUCCAACCCAAAAUAUGGGUGGAAUAAAACAUGAAGAUGAAUGUGGAGUUUGUUUUUCCUCACUGGGGGAUUCUGGGAAGGAUUCGACAGAGGGAGUGGUCAUCCUUCCAUGUCGGCAUUCAUUCUGUAGAGCAUGCCUGCUUCAGUACCUGGUCCAGAACAUCAGGACCGGUGGCCGUCGUAUUUCCUGCAUGCAAUAUAAGUGUAGUUCAGAAAUUGACCCUGUGACAGUCCGUUCCCUGGUCCCUGAUAGAUUGUUUUCUCAAUGGGUGUAUCGGCAACAAGAGCAGGCGGUGAUGUCAACAGGAAAUUGGAAGUGGUGCCCUAGCUCCACAUGUGACCACAUUCUAUCUGUAGUCCCAAAUAAAUUUGGUGCUAAAAUUCCAAGAGCCCACUUAAGGAUAAUGGAAGUGGGUUGUGUAUGUGGUACUGAGUUCUGUCUGGAUUGUAACGAAGCUCCCCAUUGGCCGGCUAGCUGCCAACAGAUAAAAGCUUACACCAAAGCUCUAGACAUUCAAAAUGAUCUUUCCAAAGAGAUAGACUACAUGAGGUCCUUCAAAGUGAAUGUAAAACCUUGUCCCCUGUGUAAGGAGAAAGUGGACAAGAAUGGAGGGUGUAAUGCCAUGACGUGUAGGUGUGGGCAUCAUUUCUGCUGGCUCUGCCUCAAUCCCAACCCCUACGGUCAACACAACUGUAAGGCGGUUCCUCUACAGGAAAUAGAUAUUGUUAGUGUAAAGGUUCUGAAGUUCCACGUCAAGUUCCUUGAGUUGGCGUAUUCUUAUCGUGUCAGGUGUUUCCCACUUAUUAAGAGGAAGGAAGCUCUGUCCAGAAAGCUACAGGUAUCAGCAAGAACGUUCGAGAAGAAAAUGUCUGGUGUUAACCAAGACAAAUGGAUGAGCAUAGUUUCUUUAAGAUCUUCUCAGCUUAAACAUCUAAGUUUUGUAGUGGAGACUCUUAACUUACUGGAAAAAGUCUGUAUCUCGAUCUCGAGCACUUCACGAAAGUCUCACGCUGGAAGAGAAUUCAGGUCACUGACGAAUACUGUGGAUUUUAUUAUCUCCAGACUAUUAGAGUUGCUUCAAGUUCCCCCUAAUACUCAGACAGACAAUCAAAUGAACCGUCUCCAGAAUAUCUUGUCUAAGAAAAUCAAGAUGAUGGUUCUACUGUCUGUUUACCUGCAACGGAUCCAUUCCAAGAAGAACACCACCAAAACCCCGCCAACUGUUAGAUAUCAGACAGUAUACAACUGAGGAGUGCGGAUCAAUUCUAUGUGCAAUAACAUUAAAGUUUUAUACUUUUAAUGCAUAACCCUUUUUUUUUUUUUUUGCUUUUAUGGUU
This is a messenger RNA of Magallana angulata, 3436 nucleotides long. RefSeq lists its product as uncharacterized. The record is from RefSeq and is a predicted model, not a curated record. Gene Ontology annotation, molecular function: ubiquitin protein ligase activity; zinc ion binding; ubiquitin conjugating enzyme binding. Gene Ontology annotation, cellular component: cytosol; ubiquitin ligase complex; cytoplasm. The transcript has 14 exons. NCBI's taxonomy places the organism in Eukaryota, Metazoa, Mollusca, Bivalvia, Ostreida, Ostreidae. Bases 184 to 3348 code for a protein of 1054 amino acids. Gene Ontology annotation, biological process: negative regulation of protein phosphorylation; regulation of cellular response to oxidative stress; regulation of mitochondrion organization.